Benincasa hispida (wax gourd) is the source of this 1760-nucleotide messenger RNA. It is a transcript of the gene KCS7, whose product is annotated as 3-ketoacyl-CoA synthase 7. NCBI's taxonomy places the organism in Eukaryota, Viridiplantae, Streptophyta, Magnoliopsida, Cucurbitales, Cucurbitaceae. Gene Ontology annotation, molecular function: acyltransferase activity, transferring groups other than amino-acyl groups. Gene Ontology annotation, biological process: fatty acid biosynthetic process. Gene Ontology annotation, cellular component: membrane. The record is from RefSeq and is a predicted model, not a curated record.
AAGAAAGUAAUUUUAUUAAACCAAUUGUGUGAAACUAGUAUUAUGAUCUUCAUAGAAUUCAUGUGAUCCAAAUACAAAGGGACAACUUCAAGCUCAUUAGCUAUUCUGCAAAUUUUACUCAAAAGAGGAAUUACAAUAAAGAUAUACACAAAAUUUUCAGUAUGCAGCCAUUAUAAAGUUGUUUGGCAUGACAAGGAAAGUUCUAUACUUAUCUCUUUGGUAAUCUCUCACUCACAUCUUCUGAUUAUAUAGAGACUUGAGAGGUAUCAAACUGAACUCUAGCAUGUGGCAAUGGAGAGAUUUACGGGCAAAAGCUUAUCUUUUACAAAGAUAAUCAUCCAUCCAGAAGCUGUAAACUGUAUCUCCCUCACUCAUUUACUAUUGGCUGCAACUAUUUUGACUAUUCUGCUUAGCUUAGUCUAUUUCAGAUCUAGUUAUGUUUACCUUAUUGACUUUGUCUGUUAUUUGCCUCCUGAUAAUCUGAAAACGUCGGUUGCCAAGUUUAUCAAACACUUAGAACUUUGCAACCAUUUCGAUAAAGAAGGUUUGAAUUUCCAAGAAAGAGUCUUUGAGAGGUCAGGUAUCGGACCUGACGCUUGUAUGCCACCUUCUCUGCAUAGAAUCCCGCCAGAUACUUCCUUUGAUAGUACAAGAGAAGAGAUCGAAACAGUUCUUUUCACGGUUGUCAACGACCUUCUUUCUAAACACAAAGUUGAUCCCCAGAGCAUUGACUUUCUGGUGUCUAAUUGCAGCCUCUUCUGCCCCACCCCUUCCAUUACUUCUAUGAUAACAAACAAAUUUGGAUUUAGAAACAAUAUAAAGAGCUUCAACUUGAGUGGAAUGGGCUGUAGUGCUGGAAUGGUGUCUAUAAGCUUGGCCAAAGAUCUCCUGAGAGUAUAUAAAAACUCGACAGCUUUAGUUCUCAGCAUGGAAGCUGUGACACCAAAUGGAUAUAGAGGAAAAAGAAAGUCGAUGCUUAUUUCGAACACUCUAUUCCGAAUGGGUGGAGCAGCGAUAUUGUUAUCCAACAAGAAGAAAGACAAGCAGAGAGCAAAAUAUAAGCUUCAACACCUUGUUCGAACGCAUAUGGGAUCCAAUCACCAGGCUUAUCAAUCUGUUUUUCAGAAACCUGAUGAAGAUGGGAAUGUUGGAGUUUCACUAUCUCGAGAUCUUCUUCAGGUAGCAGCAAAAGCACUUACAACAAACAUAUCAGCUUUAGGCCCACUCGUGUUGCCAUACUCAGAGCAGCUCCGUUAUGGAUGGUCUUGGAUCACCAAAAAAAUUUGGCCAUCAGCAAAGGGAAAAGAGCUUUAUGUGCCAAAUUUCAAGAAGGCUUUUGAGCAUUUCUGCAUACACGCCGGCGGUAAAGCUGUUAUUGAUGCUGUAGAGAAGAGUCUCAAGCUGCAAAAGGAGGAUGGAGAAGCUUCAAGAAUGACAUUAUACAGGUUUGGCAAUACUUCAUCUUCUUCUGUAUGGUAUGAACUCGACUAUCUUGAGGCAAAGGGAAAGGUAAAAAGGGGAGAUAGGGUUUGGCAAAUUGCAUUUGGAAGUGGGUUCAAGUGUAACAGUGCGGUCUGGAAAUGCAUUUCUGAGAUUGAUCCAAACGCAAGAAGUGCAUGGUCAGAUAGAAUCCAUCUAUAUCCUGUUGACACUGGCAGCCCUGAUGUUUCUUCUUGAGAUAUUGUCCUAAAGUAACCCAACUAUAAAUUUUUUCUACACAAGCAUAGUCUAUAUUCAAAUGGCAGAUAAGUACCUUCUUA